AUGGUAUUCUCUGAAGUGGCAUAUCUUGCCUCUGUACGUCGAUUGGAUAUUCGUGGAACAAUAGAUACAGAAAGGUUGUCACCAAAGAUAGAAUAUGUUGCUUAUUUGGUGUUCAAGUUGGCAAAUAGGUGCAAUGGACUUGAAUCUGCUAAAUCAAGUAUUAAGUUUGUUAAUUAUGAGAGUGAAAUUGAUACUCAAAAUCAGGCCAACACUGUGCACCUUGCAAGAUUGCAAGGAAGUGGGGAUAUCCCAAAAAUGAGAGGAGAUGGAUGGAUGAAAGUAAAAUUGGGAUAUUUUAAUAGCAAGAAAGGCACUAAUGGUCCUGUUGAAGCAAGAUUGAUUAAGAAGAAACGUAUUUACAACGGUGGACUAAUUGUUAAAGGAAUUCAGUUUUGUCUCAAAUAG
Molecule: messenger RNA, 405 nt
Organism: Solanum tuberosum (potato)
Lineage: Eukaryota; Viridiplantae; Streptophyta; Magnoliopsida; Solanales; Solanaceae
Product: F-box protein PP2-B13-like
Exons: 2
Coding region: 1-405 (134 amino acids)
Source: RefSeq, a predicted model, not a curated record